CUUGGGUGUUCUCUCCAUGAGGGGCCCGCUGGAUUGACUUUUCCCUGCCUCAGGGGCCGAAGCGAAGCGGGGAGGAGGAGGGGGGACCUCCUGCCCUGGAAGAAGGAGGCCCAUCCUUGCAGCCGGAGCCCAGGGCCGAAGAGCGAGGGUAGGUGGCCGGGGCCCAGCUGGCACCUAGGGGUGCAGUACCCCGCGCUGUCCUCCAGAGUCCGCUGCGUCCAGCCGAGCGAGCGCACCCUCCUUGCCAGCCACUGCGCUCCCUGACAGUUUGCAAGGACACCCCGAAGGAGGCGCGUCAGCUCGCGGACUUCCUCCGGGCGCCGCCGCUGAUUGGCUCUCGGAGGUUUUAAGAAAGCCGGGGAAGAACGCUGUAACCUUGCAGAAACUUAGCGCUGCAGCCGGGCUCUAUCGUCUGCGCUCGGGUUUCCCCCUCCCCGCCUUUGCCCAGCCAGCCGCCUCCUCUCCCCGCAGCAGCCGCGGCGAUGGGACAGCUGAGCCACACGAGGCUGCGGUGCUUCUGCGUGGUGUCCACCGCCCUGGUGGCUCUGCUCGCCUACUACGUGUACAUCCCCCUGCCAGCCAACAUCUCCGAUCCCUGGAAGCUGAUGCUGCUGGAUGCCACCUUCAGGAGCGCGCAGCAGCUGAGUCAGCUGAUCCAGUAUGUGGGCCUCAGCCAUCAUCUCAUCGCCCUGAAUUUCAUCAUCGUUUCUUUCGGCAAGAAAAGUGCGUGGUCAUCUCCCAACGUUCAGAUCACCGAUACCAAUUUUGAUGGUGUCGAAGUUAGAGUUUUUGAAGGUUUCCCAAAGGCCAAAGAACCACUGAAGAGUGGUAUUGUUUACAUCCAUGGAGGAGGAUGGGCCCUGGCAAGUGCAAGAAUUAGCUAUUAUGAUGAACUCUGUUCAAAAAUGGCAGAGGAACUGAAUGCUGUCAUUGUCUCAAUUGAAUACAGGCUGGUCCCAAAGGUUCAUUUUCCUGAGCAACUCUAUGAUCUAGAUCGGGCUACCAAGUACUUCCUGCAACCUCAGAUCCUAGAGAAGUAUUCUGUGGACCCAGAGAGAAUAGCCAUUUCUGGAGACAGUGCUGGUGGAAAUCUGGCUGCAGCUCUGGGUCAACAGUUUUGCAAAGAUGAAUCCUUCAGGAAUAAAAUCAAGCUCCAAGCUUUGAUCUACCCAGUUCUCCAAGCUCUGGACUUCAACACUCCAUCCUACCAGCAAAAUAUGAACUCCCCAAUCUUGCCUCGCCACGUCAUGAUCAGAUACUGGAUCGAUUAUUUAAAAGGGAACCAGGAUUUUGUCCCGGCCAUGGUGGUCAACAAUCACACCUCCUUGGAUGUGGAGCACGCUGCCACUCUCAGGUCCCGGCUCAACUGGCUUUCCCUCUUGCCCGCAUCUAUCACAAAAGAUUACAAACCUGUCAUGCAGACGGUGGGCAACACCCGGAUUGUCCAAGAGCUCCCCCAGCUCCUGGAUGUGCGCUCGGCGCCACUAAUUGCUGACCAGGAGGUCCUUCAGAACCUGCCAAAGACUUAUAUCUUGACCUGUGAACAUGAUGUUCUCAGGGAUGAUGGCAUUAUGUACGUCAAGCGCUUGGAGAGUGCUGGUGUUGAUGUGACCCAUGACCACUUUGAGGAUGCCUUCCAUGGUUGCAUGAUUUUCACUUCAUGGCCCACCAAUUUCUCAGUGGGAAUUCGGACUAGGGACAGCUACAUCAAGUGGCUGAAGCAAAACCUUUGAAGAGAGAAGCAUCCCAGAGAGGGCAUGUGAACUCCUCUCAGUCAACUGUGAUCACGAGGGAUCACUGAGCACUUUCUGACUUCCUCCAGGUGACCGCCAGGCCAUGGCGUGUCUUGCUUGGGAGAAGCCAAAUGAUGAAUUCUGAUGAACUUUACUAAUCUCUCUUAGUAGAGAUUUGAAUCUCUUUCCCAAACUGGAUUAACUGGCCUUCUGGUCCACCCAGAUGGCUGCCAGGUUCCCAAACUACCAAAGGAUUCUGGAAAAGCAUAAUCUUCCCCUGGAAGUGGCUCUCUAUACCAGAAGCCCUUUUCUGGAGGAAAACUUGACAGUCCCCUCUAAUGAAUUUUAUGUAAAUCUGGUUCCCUUUUGCAAAUAACUUAUUUAUAAAUCAGUUGGUUACUUAAAGGCCUAAAAUAUACCCUUCUAUCCUAUUUCUACUCAUUAAAUGCCUUUGUUCCUCUUUUGCACAGAUGGUCUUUCUGGUAGGGACAUGGGCUUCAUUCCUCCCAGUCUUUUGUAAAGGAUGAUAAUCCACUAAUCCUUUGGGAUUAUACUCUUUUCUUUAAAGUUCACUUCUAACCACAGCUAUUAGAGAAAAAAUUACUAAUGCAUUAGUAUGAUUUACACUGGAUUUUGUACAUAGUCAAAAGAGUUUUUGUUUUCAUGUGACUAAAUUAGAAUACAUGCCAUGUCUGUGGGAUGGGAGUGGAGAGGGAUUUGGGGAUAAAUGUAUGUCAUUUGAGAAUGAACUUUCUAUAGAUAAUAAAUGGAAAAGGCCCAUC
Molecule: messenger RNA, 2515 nt
Organism: Sarcophilus harrisii (Tasmanian devil)
Lineage: Eukaryota; Metazoa; Chordata; Mammalia; Dasyuromorphia; Dasyuridae
Gene: NCEH1
Product: neutral cholesterol ester hydrolase 1
Exons: 5
Coding region: 483-1733 (416 amino acids)
Cellular component (GO): membrane
Molecular function (GO): carboxylic ester hydrolase activity
Source: RefSeq, a predicted model, not a curated record